This is a messenger RNA of Bactrocera oleae (olive fruit fly), 8552 nucleotides long. The record is from RefSeq and is a predicted model, not a curated record. Lineage: Eukaryota; Metazoa; Arthropoda; Insecta; Diptera; Tephritidae.
AAUGCAGUCAACAAGCAACCACCGCGCACUUGUUCGUAUGUGUGUAUUGGUGUUGAACAACGGAGCGCCAGCAAUACGGCCAACAGCAGGCAAGCAAUUGAUUUGCCAGUCAAGCAACGGACCAAACCAGCACGUUCGGCUCAGAGUCGUUUAGUCAGAACACAACAGUUCAACAGUGGCGGCGGUCAGUAAACAUGUGUGCGCGCAUUUAGUGUUUGUCUACUUGCUUAACAAUAUUUUGUAGUUUAAAAACGCGACGCGCGGCUGCUGAUUAACAACAACCAAACAUGACCGGCAUUAAGUAGAAAAAAAAAUGAAUUAAAUUAUGCGAUUUUUUGUUGUACGAGUACGUUAUAUUGUUUAGUUUGUGAACAAAUCGACUACGAAAUAUAACGCGUAACACGGCGGCUAAUUAUAAAAACGAGUUAUAAACAGUUUUCUUUUGCCUAGUUAGUGCUAUUGUUAUUGUUGUGUGAAAAUACGGGCAAAAGUGUAAAGUGAUGCGGCGAAAAGACUGAAUUGAAACGCGGAAAAUUUGUGUACAGCCGGUAGUCUGAGAAAAGUAUUUCGUACGCGUCAAACUUCGUAAAUGUACCGCGCGCUUGUGAAAAUAAUACACAUUUUUUUAAUAACAAAUUAAAAAGCAGCGCUACUAAGCGCCUUUGUUCUAACUGCUGUUCAAUAAGACUCGUGUGAAUGUAGCGCGCGCUAAUAACAACCGCAACAACAGCAAGUUAUAAGUAAAUGGCAGGCAAAUUAAUUCACUGAUUUCACCUGCAAAUUGACGCGUGACACGACGCGCCGCGGCACUGGCUUAUUAGAGAGCCGCGCAACGGGUGGCGCCACGACUUAAUCAUUGUAAUUAUGCACAAUUACAAGAAUAUAAAACUGUUAUAUAACUGUAAAAUGAGUGAGCAGUAAGCGCACUAGUAUUUCUGAAUGGAAACUACAAGUUUUUAAGUCAAAAGGCAGUUAACGCAACGCGCCGCGCUACCGAAAAUAAUUAAGUGAUAAACAACAGCGUUGCAACUGUAAUGCACAACACACACACACGGGUCCACUUAAUUUAUGGCAAUUGUGUAUGCGUACGCGCGUGCGUCCAGUGAAGCGCGCGUAUGUUAUUAACACUUAGACACGCGCGUCAAACAGUUUUUCGGCCACAAAGCACACGAGUAAUUCCAAUGCAAAAUAAGCGUUUGAAAGCAUGAGAGAAAAUUGCUGAUAAUAAUAAGAGUAAUUGGCUUUUUACUACAAAACGAUGAUAAGACAAAUAGUGGCACGCGAAGUUCCAACCGCUCAGCAUUCAUUCCAUGCCGCUCAACUAACAGCGUAUGUGCAUCUCCAUUGCAAACGCUUCGCGCACCACUCUGCAAUUGCUGCUGCCGUCAGUUUUCCCCAGUAAUGUGUUAUCGUUGCAUGCGCGCGAUUGUAGCCAUCCUGUGUCCAGCCGCGCUCAUUUAAGACGAUACCCUGCGCAUUUUCCAUUCAUUGACAAAUCAACCGUCGUGCGCUAUUGUCGGCUCGGCUGCCGUUUGCCGUUUGCAUUCACAAAACGUUUUUCUUUGCCUUUGUAUUUGGAAGUCGCAAGUCAUUCAUGAGACGCGCUGCUUGCCACACGCGCGUAUGUUCUUAGUGCAUUCGUUAACUGAUUGUCAGCAGUGAUUUUGUGACAAGUGAAAUGAAACGUGAAAAAUAAAUGCAUAAAGCAAAUCGGUAUCGCAAAUGCAAGACGCAAUAAAAUUAAAUGCAAAAUGCAAUUCAAUUUACCAACAAAAAAUAUCAAUAAAUAUUUUUUUUUUAUACAAAAUUAAAUAUAUAUAUGUAUGAAUGCAAAAUAUAAUAAUCCUAUCGUAAAUUGUAAAAAUUCGUCGUCGCAUUCACUGCGCCCUUAAUUAACGGUUAUAAAAUUGAUGAAAUGUGUUUGCGAGAGUAAUAAUGGCAUUACAAUCGAUUUUUUGAAAAACGCAAUCGCACGAAUACACGGCAAAAAAAUUAGAUCCACAGUCGGUCAGUCAGCAAAGUGUGCGCCCGGGCGCUUAGACGGCAACGCGUACAUGUAGCCACGCACAUUUAUAUGCAUGUAGCACAUCCGAUAGCUAUCUACGCACUCGCAAAACACAAAUUAUACGUGUAAACAACGCGUGGACACACACAAUCACAUACGCACACAUACACGCACACUAAAGCGCCUCUGAAAAAAAGCGUCAACGAUUCGCGAACGGCCGGAUCAACAGCAACACAAAGGCGAAGCAGACAGACAACCCACUAGCCACCAGCCACCAGCUAGCCAGCCGUUCAGCUACACAGCGCUAGCCACAGCUCAACAGCUCGACAACGCCGGGCGGAAAGCGUUUUCGAGUGGCGCAUACAAAACUUGGGAUUGCCCGCGUGUCUGCGUCUGCGUCUGCCGCGCGGCGACGAAGCCAAUUCAAACUGUAGCAGAUAUCAAUCCACAUGCUGAGCAUAAUUAAUUUGCCGCACGCCAGUUGAGUCGGUCAGUGAUAGUGCGCGCAGGCGACACACCUACAAACAAACAAACGCGCCGGCUGUGCGACGGACAGACAGAUUGGCAAUAUAUUAUAAACAUACAUACAGCUGUGUGUAUGUGUGUGUGUAACACCACGGCGGCGUUCGCUAGCUGGUAGCGUCUGCUACUGUUGCUCAACACUUCAACGCAAACAAGUGUACAUAUAUGUAUGUACGCUUGUGUUUUAACACGUAUGUAUAUUUGUGUGUAUUAAAUUAUAAAUGUGUGUACAUUAACUUAUGUAUAUAUGUAUGUGUGUUUAGCGCUGUUCUAAAGCAUUUCCAUGCAUUUGGUUUUAUUGGAGUGCAGCCGCUACCGUUGUCUGUAUGUAAAAUCGCGCGCGCUUGCUCUGAAUAAAGUCUAUACAUAUAUAAAAGCUAAAUAUUACAUACAUAUGCGCAGCAGAUAUACAUAUGUAUAUGCAUGCGUAUGUAAAUAUGCGCGUCGUGCCUACCAAUCGGUGUUCUACAACUGAAUUCUGCAAACAAGUAUUAUAGACGACAAAAAGUAUAAAGAUAUAAUAAUAAUAAUAAAUGUUAAAAAAUAAUUAAAACAACAACAACAAAUGCCAAACAGUUAAACUGCUUCACCUCGCAAUGCUACCGUUUCCAUGCACCACAACUGAUUACAACAAUUUAAAGCUGAUUAAAAAUAAUGCAUAUGAAAAUUUCACUACGAUUGAUUAAACUAAUUUUUGAAAAGAAGAAAAUUUCGGUUCCAUCAUCACAAUCAUUAAUACCUAUGCCGUUAUGGAGUUUUUAAAAUAGUAACAACAACAACAAAAACACAACACACUGAAAUAUAAUGCAUAGACGCUCUCAAGUAUUGCUGCAAAACCUGAAAUCUUGCUGAAAUAAAUUAAAAGCAAAUCGAAAAAAUAAAGCAAAAACAAAAACAAAGAUAAAUUUCGCAAAGUAACCGAAUAAAACAACAAAAACACACACACUUGCAAUGAACAAGGAAAUGCGAAAAAGGCAAAAGCCGCAACGACGGCAACCAACAAAACGACAACAAUAUGCAAUUAAAACAACAACAAUAGCAACAACACCACCGCCAACCCGUGUGACAGUGAACAACGAAUUUGUGCGCACAAUGGCAAUUGUUGCAGAUAGUGCCGAUAUCGUUGCUGUUGUUGUUGCCAACGACAAGAAGGCUCAAAGUUGUUGCGCCAACGAUGAGCAACGCUGUAAUAACUGCCGGCAAAAGCAACAACAAGACCGGCAACAGCAUUUUCGGUCUAUAAAAUCUCUAGCACUGCCGCAGCAACAACAACCACAACAGCAACAGCGUCAGGGAUGUGAGCAUCAUGUAAAACGCCAUCUGCGGUCAUGGCCGGGACAGCGGUCAAAGUUCAGCGCCUGGUUGCUGACAACUGUGUUCAUCGUGGCCAUUUGCCUGGUGCAGAGCGCGCAUACGAAUCUCUUAUUUGGUAAUUUGUUAUCGUGUUCCAAUGAAGGCGAAGUGGUGCAAAUCACGGAAUUAAAAAUAACGUCAAAAUGUUAUCAAUGUACCUGCAAGAAUGGAUUUGUAAAUUGUGAAAAAGGAAGCUGUCCCCCUAUUGAUGAUUGCUAUUUAUUGGAUCCCAAACCGCGUGACACAUGCUGUAAAAGGUGCAAAGGUUGCAUAUAUCGUGGUAUACCUUACCCAAGUGGCUCUGAGUGGGCUGAUCCCGAAGAUCCUUGUAAAACCUACAAAUGUGUGGCCAGUGUUGUCACCGAAACGACAAUGAAAUGCUUCAAUCAAUGCGAUGAUGAACACGUUAUACCGCCAAAACCCGGUGAAUGCUGUCCGACAUGUCAAGGUUGCAAGAUCAAUGGACAAGUAGUGGCCGAGGGUCAAGAGGUAGUCGGCUCGAUAGACGAUCGUUGUAUGGUGUGUCAAUGUUCAAAAAACGAGCUGACAUGCGCAAAGAAGACGUGUCCCAUACUCCAGUGCCCCAUAUCAAAGCAAACACAGAAUCCUAACGAAUGCUGCCCACGCUGUACCGAACAACGGGAAUUCAUGCCGGUAAUUGGCAAGUGCAUUUUCAACAACAAGGUCUACUACGACAAGACGCAAUUUAUGCCCGACCGUUGCACCAACUGUACCUGCAGCAACGGCACCUCGAUCUGUCAGCGCAACACCUGUCCCAUACUGGAGUGCUCGCCCGAGUAUCAAGAAAUGGACGGUUGCUGCCCGCGUUGCAUCACUUCCGAAGUGCGUAACGAAUGCAUACACAAAAGUGUGACCUAUAUGAAUAACGAAACGUGGAAUUUAGGACCGUGCCGUUCAUGUCGCUGCAUCGCCGGACAAAUACGUUGCUCGGAGAUGCGCUGUCCGCCGUUGAAAUGUAACUCAAACGAAGAGAAGAAAACAUUGGCGGGUGAGUGUUGUCCGCGCUGCAUAGAAACUCCCGGUACAUGCACCGUCUUCGGCGAUCCACACUUCAAGACGUUCGACGGCAAAUUUUUCAGCUUUCAGGGUUCAUGCAAGUAUCUGCUGACUGCCGACUGUCACGACAAGACAUUCUCUAUACGUUUGACGAACGAUGGACGUGGCACGAAACGUUCGUCUUGGGCGAAAACAGUUACGCUGAAGAUGCGCGGCAUGCGCGUAACUUUAGGACAAAAAAUGCGCGUCAAAGUGAACGGUAGUCUCGUGAUCUUGCCGUAUACCGGAGCGUCCGACACACCAAUUGUCAACAUCGAACGACUGGGCGAACAUAUAAUGCUACAAACCGAUUUGGGUUUGAAACUCGAAUGGGACGGCAACAAUUUCCUACAGGUAACCGCACCGACGUCCUACAAAAAGAAGCUGUGCGGCCUGUGCGGCAAUUACAAUGGCAUCGGACGUGAUGAUCUCAGCAGCCGUGAUGGCAAUAAUCACACCGACAAGGAAGUAUGGCGUUUCGCCAACUCCUGGAAAGAGGGCGGUCCGAAGGCAUGUUCGCGACGUGUGGAAAAAAUAUCGGCACGUCCCAAUUGCAAGGAGCGCAAAGCGAAUGCCGCCUGUCGGUGGCUGCGCGAAUCUGAAGUAUUCGGUAACUGUGAUAAUAGACUAAAUCCCAAUAACUAUUUCGACGCGUGCAAGAUGGACGUGUGCGAGUGUCCCAAUCGCAUGUGUCAUUGUGACAGUUUCGCAGCGUACGCGCAUGAAUGCCGACGCUUGGGCGUCGAAGUAUCGGAGGAGUGGCGCAAGCGCACCAAAUGCCCAGCGGGUAUGUGGCGCAGGAAUCCAACUAAAAUGGCGCUGCUGCAGCAUCAUCAACACAUUGGCGGCGGCAGCGGUGUGCGCAGUGGCGCACAAGCGCGUCGACGCAAGCAUCACCAACAGCAAAAACAGCAGGCACAACAACAACUGGAACUGCAGCUGCAGCUGCAACAGUUGCAGGAGCAAAGCAACCAGCACAGCUUCAUGUCCAAGCACGUGCCGAAGAGUCUGCUGGCACAUAAGUCGCCAAAUCGAACGCCGCCACCGUUGCAUUGAACGCGCGCAUGCGCGUAGACUCGCGUACAUAGCGCAAGUGUGGCUAUAUGCGCAUACACACAUGCAUACAUUCAACACUAAGCUAUAUUAGGCUAUGAGUAAUACACAUACAUACAAAUAAGUUAUCAAAUUUAUAUUUAACUAGAAAAAAAGUGAAAAAUUUUUUGUAAAAAGUAGACGAAAAAGCAUAUUGCUUCUGCUCAUCUAUUUUAAGCUUGUAUAUGUGUGUGUGCGUGCAAUUCUUUUGUAAUUAUAAGUAAUCUACAUGUAUUUGUAUAUGUAAUUGUAGCAUCACUGUUUUCUGUGCUCUGUUUUAUACCAACUUAUUAUUAUUAAUAACUCCAUUAGUUCUUAUUUAAGCUUAACUAUGUAUAUUCUAAGUGUAUAUAUGUAUUAGUAGCACCUAUGUAUGUAGAUUUCGUAUUUUGUUCUAAGAACUUUUCGUCUACUUCAACCGUAACGGUUCCUAACUCACACACAUGCACACACUAACACACAUAUAUUUGCAUUUACUCAACAUACAUACCUAUGUACAUAUGUACAUGUACACCCAUUUGCAUGCAAAAGUUGGCACUUUAGUGCGCAUGCACGUCCCACCAGCAAUAGGAGUAGCGCAAAUAGCAUGCCUGCGUCAAGUCUGUAGCGAGUGACAUGCAGUUUUGCGAUUGAAACACAACAAAGCCGCUACUCAUUUAUCCAUUGAAGCCAAGCUCACAAAUGUUCUUAAAUUUGUUGUUUUUAAUUACUGUUUGUAAAAGUAGCAGCAAUAAAAUGCUUUUGUGACGUGCUUUAAGCACGAUUUUCAAGUAUUGAUUCACCGUUUACAAAUUUAAUAUUGUUACAAUGUUAUUUUGUACUCUUAUUUAUUAUUUUAUCUUUCUACUUGCAAAUAACUUUAAAUUUUAAUUUUUUUCGUUUUUUAUAAUUACAUUUUAAAUUAUUUUUUAUCCUUAUACUUGUAGAGAUUUUUAUUUAUUUUAAUACUUGAUAAUAAUAUAUAUAUAUUUUUUAAAUAUUAUUAGUUUUUAUAUACCUUUAAUUAGUUUUUAGUUUUUAACACAAUUUGUUUUUGGAUUUUAAUUUUUAUUCUUUAUAUUGGCUCGUUCACUAAGUAAUGCCUCUUUUCAGUGCAAUUUAAAUACGAUUUUUAUAUUAUGUAAAACAUUUUAUGAAAUUCUAUAUUCCCCAUUUUGAUCCUGGCAGGCAAAAAGUUUUUGGCGAAUCAUCAAACUUCGAAGUGGUUUAAACUGGUUCAUCCUUUUUAGACGAUGAUCGCUUGUGCUCUACAUUCUUGUAAAAAACCCACUUUCCGUCGCCAGUUACAAUGCGCUUCAAAAAUGGAUCACUUCUUUGACUUUUGAUAAGCAAAUCAUAGUGGUUAGUGCGACGAAGCAAAUUUCGUUCUGUAAGAACAUUAGGAACCCAUAUGUCAAGCUUCCAAAUUAAUCAUAAACAUGUGCUCGUGAACGGUCGCGUUAGACAAAUUUAAUCUUCCGACGAUUUGCAUUGACAAACGACUUUACUUUAUCCACAUCGGUUUCCAGAGUUCUUCCAGGACGUUGUGCAUCCUUAAGAUCGAAAUUGCUGGAACGAAAUUUGGAAAACCAAUUUUGGCAUUGGCGUUCGGCCAACACAUCUUCGUACACAUCACAUAAUUUUCACCAUGUUUUUAUUUUUCACCGAAUUUUAUUUUUUUGAUUGUAAAAUAGUAAAAUAUGACGAAAAUGCGGUUUUCGAUCUUUCAUCUUCAAUAAUUCAAUAAAAUCAGCUGUUGUCAUCAAACGACAUUUUUUAUUGAACGAUCCAAUACUUGUCAAUUAUUUUAAUUAAUUUGUAUCAAUUUUUAUAUUUUUUAUUUUAAUUAAUUUUGUUUUUUUUGUUUAAUUUUUAAUCUACCAUAAUCUCGUCUUGAGGCAUGAAUUUAAAAUAAUUUUUGAGGGUCGAAAAAAAAGGAAAUUAAUAUUUUUACUAUCCAUUUUUCUAUUAUUUAUUUUUUAACAUUACAAAAGUACAGGAAAAAAAGUUAAAAAUUUCAAAGGUUAGCUGCUGAUGAAGUGGGGAGUCUCAAAAAAUUGGCACGUGACCAUACCCACGAUUUCAACCCUACUAGCUAACUGAAACAAACAAAAAAAAUGAUGUGAGAAUAAUGUCGCAAUGUCUGGUUCUACGGAAAAGUGGGAUAAUUUUUUUUUUUCACAAAAUAGCGACUGUGUGCAAACAGAAAACAAUUUUUGUACCACUGUUUUGACUAUUUUGAAUUUUUUUAAAAUAGUAAAAAUUAAAAUUUGUGGAUAAGUGAAAAAUCUUAAAAAUGUCAAGUAAAUUGGUUCAGUAGAUCCUGAGAAAUCAUGGGUAUCGUUUUGAAAAAGACAGUUUCGAGAAAAACGUCACCAGUUUGGAUACCAGAUCGCAAAAUACCUAAGCACAUAUUUCUCCGUAAAUGUAAAGAGUUUCGAAAAAUGAUCUUGUAGACUUAUUCUUGAAUAGUUAAAUUUUAAAACUAUAAAAAAAAAAAUAUUUAUGUCCAGACUAGAAUUUUUUUGCACUUUCGAUUAAUAAU